Metarhizium robertsii ARSEF 23 is the source of this 327-nucleotide messenger RNA. RefSeq lists its product as uncharacterized. The record is from RefSeq and is a predicted model, not a curated record. The coding region runs from base 1 to 327 and encodes 108 amino acids. Lineage: Eukaryota; Fungi; Ascomycota; Sordariomycetes; Hypocreales; Clavicipitaceae. The transcript has a single exon.
AUGCCACCGGCUGGGCAACGAAAGAAAUAUAACGGCAGCGGAGCCAAGGUCGUCACGCAGCUGGAGGUCGCAGGGCCAGAUGAGGCGGAGGGAUGGGAGAGAAACCAGGACUUUCAGGACGUCGAGGGUGGACAUUGGGGUGGUGGAGAAAGACAGAAAGACGACCGACAGCAGCAUUGCAGCAGCUCUUGUGCAUUUCGGGACACGCAUCACACCCCCCAGGACCCCCAAAGCCGGCUCAAAAAAGGCGACAUCAGUAAGGCUUUGCUGCCUUGUCGACCUGCAUGGCGUGGCUCAAAACAGCCAAUGUCUGCUUUGCCCAGCUGA